AUGACGUCGACAGACGAUGGCCGUGACAUUGCCUCGCGGCCACCUGCAACGGAAGAGCCCCAGCAAACUGACAGCCCGGGUCCAUUUGAGCCCGUCCUGGAAAUGGAAGAAAUGCUAGUGGCUCGUUUAACUCAAGGCGUGGAUCAUUGUGAUUGGGAUCAGUUACAAGAAAAAUACACUGAUGCUAUGGAUGAGCAUAGUCGUGUCGAAGAAGACCUUCGUGCGCAAACAACAAAACUGCUCGAUAUUUUUACAGCAUGGUCCCAGACAGCCAUGUUACAAGAUGAACAGAGGGCCCUGAAGAGAUUCAAGACACAGAUGCAGCACGUUCAGCAUUCUGAAAUCAGCGUGGACAAUAAGAAAAAGCACUACACGGAGGUGGUGAAAGCAUUCCAAAGUGCCCUGGCCUUGCUCAACGAGCAGCUGAAAGCUUGA
This is a messenger RNA of Penicillium pulvis, 435 nucleotides long. RefSeq lists its product as uncharacterized. The record is from RefSeq and is a predicted model, not a curated record. NCBI's taxonomy places the organism in Eukaryota, Fungi, Ascomycota, Eurotiomycetes, Eurotiales, Aspergillaceae. The transcript is spliced from 4 exons. The coding region runs from base 1 to 435 and encodes 144 amino acids.